GAGACAAUUAUAUUGUCAUUUUUGACGUCUUUGUUUGACCACCUGUAACGAAUCACGUGGCCACUACGAGUUGUAAUUGUUUAUAUAAUAUAGUUGGCGCGCUCUAAGGACACGUUGCGUUCAAAAACACGGUUCGAAGUAAACACUAGAGUUACUUUCUAUUUUACUGUACGAGAAUCAGGCUUGACUUAAAAAAGAAACGAUGGGAGAAGUUGAGUUCAAUAAAGAAGACGAUUAUAAGGUGAAAAUCGUUGAUGGAGGAGAUUACAAAGAGCCCGGUGGAGGCAUUCGUAAACCAAGUCAAGAAGAAAUUGAUGAGUACAAGAUACAUCGUGUCAUCGUUAUGGUCAUUUUUGGUUUAGUUGUAGCGAUCCUGUUGCUACUUAUAGUCAUUCUUAUUGCUACAACAGAGGGCUGCGAAUCAGUUGAAGAAGAGAAACUCCCUUGGUAUAAAUCAGGCGUCAUGUACAACAUCUACCCUCGAUCUUACAAGGACUCAAGUGGCGACGGCACAGGAGAUUUCGAAGGCAUUAUCAAAAAGCUUGACCACCUCAAAGACCUCGGUGUGAACAUCCUCUAUCUCUCUUCCAUAUUCAAGAUCAACACGGAGGUGGACUAUGGCUAUUCUGUGAUCAACUUUACAGACACUAACCCCGCAUAUGGCUCCAUUAAAGAUUUCGAAAAAUUAGUGGACAGAGCACAUGAUAAAGGCAUGAAAGUUAUCAUUGAAUUUAUACCUUGCGAUACAUCAAUCGACAAUGAGUGGUUUGAGGAAAGCAGCAAGGGUAACAACAAAAGAGAUUGGUAUAUUUGGAAAAAUGAAUCAGGUUUAGAUGAACGUUUUUGGUCAAACGCUUCCAGCGGAUUGUUUUACUCGCAUCCAAAGAACUACCCGCAAAAGGCGAAUCUUAACUGGGACAACGACGACGUGAAAAGAGAAUUUAAAAGCGUUUUGCGUUUUUGGUUAGAUAAAAAAGUCGAUGGGUUCCGUGUGGUCUCGAUUCAGAGGUUAUUUGGCGCAAAUCAGACAGAAAACGCUUGGAGUAAGAUCCAUACAGUUGUUCAGAAAUGGCAAAACUACACAAAAAUGAGAAAUCCAAACAGUAUCCUCAUUGGUUCUUCUCACCCAGCAAAUCUCGAACUCUAUGGAACAGAAGAUCGCCCAGAGCUUGACAUUGUUGUCAACUUUGAGCUUGUUGCUGACACUGCUAAAAACUUUUAUACAGCAAUCAAUUUCAAAAAGAUCAUGAAUGAGUACAUUGGUAAUUUAUCUAAUGGAAAUUGGCCAAGUUGGGCACUAACCAGUUGGGUCCAUGGACGAGUUGGAAGCAACAUUGACAGCAAACUAGCAAAAUCAUUAGAAGCACUUCUGGUGCUCCUACCUGGGACACCAAUUGUGUUUUAUGGUGAUGAGAUUGGAAUGCAAAAUGUAAACAAUGGUAAAAAUCUAAAAGUAGAUGAGAACAAAGCUCCAAUGCAGUGGGAAGACACCAAGAAUGCAGGUUUCACUUCAAAUAAUUCCACUUGGUUUGGCGAUGUAGGCAAUGCAUCAUACACAAAUGCAAAAGAUGAUCAACUUGGCAUCAUGAAGAGCCUUAAAGAUGCUAUAAAACUACGAAUGGAAAAUGCAAGUGUCCUCCUUGAUGGACCACUUGUAAACUUUACCAUUAUAAACCAAAAAAAUGUGUUAGCAUACACAUUUAAAGAUAAAUUGCCCAGAUUUGCUGUGGCUAUUAACUUUGAUCCCAGUGAGCAAGUGAUUAAUCUCAAUGAACUUGGUAUCAAAGAUGGUUCUCUAAAAUACCACACAGCUGAUAAGAAACCAGGCAAAAUUGAUAUGAAGGAAUUAAAAGUUCCUGGUUAUGCCUUGUAUGUUUUUGAAGUCACUAAGAAAAUGUGAUAGUACUUGAUUGUAGUAACUUGUUUAGUUUUGGGGAUUUAAAUUAGGAAAUUGUGUAAACGUCCUUUUGAAUAAUUUCAUUCAAAUAAAAGUUGUGUUGACAUUCAA
Messenger RNA from Dendronephthya gigantea, 2008 nucleotides. Its product is annotated as neutral and basic amino acid transport protein rBAT-like. The coding region runs from base 203 to 1900 and encodes 565 amino acids. The record is from RefSeq and is a predicted model, not a curated record. NCBI's taxonomy places the organism in Eukaryota, Metazoa, Cnidaria, Anthozoa, Malacalcyonacea, Nephtheidae. The transcript has 3 exons. Gene Ontology annotation, biological process: carbohydrate metabolic process.